Molecule: messenger RNA, 1485 nt
Organism: Melospiza melodia melodia
Lineage: Eukaryota; Metazoa; Chordata; Aves; Passeriformes; Passerellidae
Product: nicotinate-nucleotide pyrophosphorylase [carboxylating]-like
Exons: 7
Coding region: 1-1485 (494 amino acids)
Biological process (GO): NAD+ biosynthetic process; quinolinate catabolic process
Cellular component (GO): cytoplasm
Molecular function (GO): nicotinate-nucleotide diphosphorylase (carboxylating) activity
Source: RefSeq, a predicted model, not a curated record
AUGCCGCGGGCCGCAGGGGGUGAUGGGAAAUGUAGUCAGAGAGACGGAGAGGCGGGGAGAGUGCGGCGCAUGUGCUGUGGGCAUGGGAACGGGGGCUACAGGUCUCUCCGCACCAUGUCCGGCUCUGCGCCCCCGAACCCCGCGGGACCCCCGAACCCCCCGAACCUUUUGGGGACCCCCUGGCCGCCCCCCCCUCCCCCGCACCGCCUGCGGGCCCUGGCGCGCUCCUGGCUGGACGAGGACGCGCCCUGGCCCGACCCCACCGUGGCGCCGCUGGGGAACGCCGAGAUCCGCGCCCACAUCCUCGUCAAAAACCCCGAAACCCCCGCAUUUAACCCCGAAACCGCCGGAUUUAACCCCAAAACCCCCGCAUUUAACCCCAAAACCCCCCCAUUUUUCGGGGUGCUGGCCGGCUGCCCGUUCGCCGAGGCGGUGUUCGCGCUGUCGGGCUGCUCCGUGCUCUGGAAGGUUCCCGAAGGUUCCCGGCUGGGCCCGGGCCGGGCGCUGCUGGCCGAGGUUCGCGGCCCCGUUUCCGGGCUGCUCCUGGCCGAGCGCACGGCCCUCAACGUCCUGGGCCGCUGCAGCGGCGUGGCCUCCAUGGCCGCCCGGGCCCGGGGCGUCGCCGAGAGCCGGAAUUGGGGAGGGGUCGUGGCGGGGACGCGCAAGGGCACGCCCGGCUUCAGGGCGGCCGAGAAGUACGCGCUGGGCGUGGGGGGCAUGCAGGGGCACCGCCAGGGGCUGGGGGCCUUCGGCCUCGUCAAGGACAACCACAGGGCCGUGGCCGAGAUGGGCGGAGGCGGGCAGGAAGGGGUUAAACGGGGGGCCGGGGGCUUCACGCAGAAAUUGGGCGUGGAGUGCGCGAGCGCCGAGCAGGCGCUGGAGGCGGCCGAGGCCGGGGCCGACGUCGUCCUGCUCGACAACCUGAGCCCAGAGGCGCUGCACGCGGCAGCCGCGCGCGUCAAGGCCGCGCACCCGCGGGUGCUGGUGGAGGCUAGCGGGGGCAUCGGCCUGGAGAGCCUGGGCAGCUUCCUGGGGCCCCACGUGGACGUCGUGUCCAUGGGGUGCCUGACCCACAGCGCCCCCGCGCUCGACUGCGCCCUCAAGGUGACCCCGAGGUGCCCCUUGGUGACAUUUGGUGACCCCAAUGUGACAUUUGAUGACCCUGAGGUGACAUUUCAAGACCCCGAGGUGCCAUUUGAGCGCGUGGUGACGGCGGGCCAUGACGUCAGCGACGGUGGCCUGCUGGGCUGCCUGCUGGAGAUGGCCUUCGUGGGCAACUGCGGCGUCACCGUCACCGCGCCCGCGCCGCCCGCCGGCGUCACACCGCUGGUGCUGCUCUUUGCCGAGGAGCCGGCCCUGCUGCUCGAGGUCCCGGCCGCGGCCGCCAUCCCUGUGUGCCGCCGCUACCAGGACGCCAAUGUCACCUGUGUCCCCAUCGGCCACAGCGGCCCCUACGGCCCCCGCGCCAUGGUGAGGGGACACUAG